Molecule: messenger RNA, 2127 nt
Organism: Gopherus flavomarginatus (Mexican gopher tortoise)
Lineage: Eukaryota; Metazoa; Chordata; Testudines; Testudinidae
Exons: 12
Coding region: 46-1434 (462 amino acids)
Source: RefSeq, a predicted model, not a curated record
CGAAGCUGCCCUGGGAGGAGGGACCCAGCGCUGCAUCCCCGGACAAUGCCCGACCUCCUCAGCCUGCUGCUGGCCGCGCUGUGCCUUUUCCUGGCCGGGUGGCUGCUGCGGAGCCAGCGCUGUCCCGCGGCCCGCCCGGCCGGCAGCUGCAGCCGCUACUCGGCCCCGGGGAGUUGCUUCCAGCUGAAGAAAUGGGCCAUGUGGGGGGUUCUCUCCCUCGCGUUCCGCCGGCGCCGGAGAGCGAGGGGCGCCGCCCGGCGGGCGCAGACGGACACAGGAGCCGGCCGCGGGGCGGAGGAGCGGGAGCGGCUGCAGGGACUGGUCUGCGAUGCCCAUGCCCUGGAUUCAGUUUACUUCACUGGGUUGACAGAAACUGACAAGACUUUUGUGAUCACUCGUCUCGGAAGACGUCCGAAUGGGCUCUGUGAAAUGUGGCUCUUCCUCCGUGUGGAUGGAAUUGGAGAGUUUGAACACCCAGUACAUCCGGACAUGAUGGUGAGUGAUGAAUCUGAAAAAUGCUGGCGUGGCGGAGGGCUGAUGAUUGAGUGCUUACAGCCACACAGAUGCUGGAAAAUAAAAUUCAAUGGACGACUCAGAAAAGGACCGUAUCGGCAUCAGUGGAAUGAAGAGGAGGGCGAACUUGUCCACGUUAAAUUCUCUUUCCACUGGACUUCCUUUUCAGAUAUAUUUGACUUUAACCUUGACAGUCACCCGAAAGCGUUUGCACAUGCCUUUGCUUUGGAAAAGUGGAGUGCAGAGUUCUUCCGGAGAGUCAAAGAAGAUGGGGAACAACAUUCUCGUUAUGAACAAUGGGGCCAGUCUAUAGGAGAAAUUGAAAUUGAAGGUCAUGGGAAGAAAGAGGUCUCUCUGAGAGGCGUUCGGAGCCACUCGUAUGGCAUCCGAAACUGGGAUGAGAUUUACCGAUAUGUCAUGAUUUUGAUGCAUUGUGAGGAUGGGACGUCAGCCCACUUAACUAUUAUUUGUAUACCAGCAACUACAACACAUCUCGCUGUAGGUUAUGUUCUUUUCCCUGAUGGGAAGAAGGCUGGCAUUGACUGGUCCAGUGCCUCCCUGGCUGAAAUGGCGGAUGAUGGUUUUAUCAGAGAUUUAUACCAAGUCAGUUUCACUGCAGGCGGCCAGUUCUUUGAGGUUUGUGCUAUACUGGACAAGCAGGCUCGCCCUGUGGUAUAUAAUGGUUUAACCGGAACAGGCGUAUUCCAUGAGUGCAUUGCUGAUUUCCAACUGAAUCAGACAGUUCCAGGCUGGGGCUUGGUUGAAUUUUAUUACAGAGAUGCAGCUGGACAGCUUAUUCCUAAUUCUGGCUCUACGUUGAAGGAGCCAUCCAUUCCUGCCAGCUCCCAAUUCACUGAAGAGCACUCUCUAUGUACCAGGGACGUGGGGGGCAAAGGAGCCCAGCUAGAUCAGCUCACAUAGUUACAAGAGCAGCUCAGGAACAAGGUGGACCCCAUCUCUGCUUAGAAGUCCUUCUUCCUGGAACAGCAUCCCGUGGUCAAGGAAGCCGAAGCCCUUCUGCUGACACCGUCCUCGCAGCCAGGCAUUCACCUCCAGGAUGCAUCUGUCUCCGCCUGGACCCCUACCCUUGACCAGAAGGACUUAAGAGAACACCACCGGCACUCCUAACUCCUUCACCCUUACUCCCAGAACCCUGUAGUCACUUCUGAUCUGCCGAGGGUCAUACCUCGCAGUAUCAUUAGUGCCCACAUGGAUGAGUUGCAUGGGGUAGUAGUCAGAAGACCAGAUGAUUCUUGACAAUCCCUCCAACAAUCUCCUUGAUUUCUUGGUCCCUAGAAGUCACUACAAAAUGGUCACAGAACAUUUUGUGGUAAACUACCCAGAUUUGUUAGUCUGUCUACAAUUGUACCUGAAGCAGAAUCAAAAAAAGUAAGAGACUGUGACAGCACUUCUUUAAAAGGGAUAUCCAUCAGUUAACUCAAACCUACAACGCUAUGUGCAAAUAUUAAAUAGUCAUACCAAAACUUCUAGUAGAAAGUUUAUGGUUUAUAUCUAAGAAUACAAAAAUUUCUUAUUAAAAAUAAAGUAUCAGAGGGGUAGCCGUUGUUAGUCGGGAUCUGUAAAAGCAGCAAACAGUCCUGUGGCACCUUAUAG